This is a messenger RNA of Fundulus heteroclitus (mummichog), 1749 nucleotides long. It is a transcript of the gene pheta1, whose product is annotated as PH domain containing endocytic trafficking adaptor 1. The transcript has 2 exons. Gene Ontology annotation, cellular component: trans-Golgi network; recycling endosome; early endosome. The coding region runs from base 767 to 1633 and encodes 288 amino acids. NCBI's taxonomy places the organism in Eukaryota, Metazoa, Chordata, Actinopteri, Cyprinodontiformes, Fundulidae. The record is from RefSeq and is a predicted model, not a curated record. Gene Ontology annotation, biological process: retrograde transport, endosome to Golgi; receptor recycling; endosome organization.
CCAAGGACAUGGACGUGUCGGGCAUACUUUAUGACCCCUCUUAUCCGGGGACAGCGAGCGCUUCACUAGAGCAGCAGUUGAGCCGCCCACGCGAGUCGCUCCUGGUAAUACACAACAAGCGUCCCCCUUCAAGGGAGUCACGUGACAGCGAAGAAAAGAACGCCAAGAAAAAAAAGGGGCAAAGACGAUGAAGAAGUACAAAUAAAGGAAACUACAGGGAGAUUAUCAGCCUGGAGGAAGGAGGCCCGUUUAUCCGUAGGGUUUCGUUCCGUUUCUAUGAGCUGGGAAUGCUCCGGUGAACUCGUAAGGAUGCAUUUUUGUGUCCACUAAAAAAUAAAAGGAGGGGGGGUGUUAAAAAGCCGUCUUCUUGCUAGUUGGCAUAGGGAGUGAAGAAGAGGAGGAGGGAGGGGGGACUUUUUGCAGAGGGUGCAGCAAAAAGUUUCUCUUUGUUAAAGUGUUGACUGGUCAGAGGCAAGUUCCCGCUAAGCGCUGAUGCGUCAAAAGCUUGUGACCCACCAGCCGCCCCGCUGAGGGCUGAAUCACCGUCCCGGCGGACACGAUGGAUUAGCCCUCCGAGGUGGAAACGACGGCUAAUCCCGACCGUUCAAACCGCCCGGUGCCCGUUAAACGGGGCCGUCUAACGCCUGGAGCCGCGUUGGAGGAGACGGACGGACGGCGAUGAGCUGGGAAGCCCAGAUGUGAUGGGAGAGCUCUGCGGUGGAGGUCGGCUCGCACGUGAAUAAAGAUUCUGCGGCGCGGAGAGAAGAUGAAGCUGAACGAGCGCAGCGUGGCGCACUACGCCACCUGCGACUCGCCGCCCGACAAGACGGGCUUCCUGUUCAAGAAGGGCGAGCGCAACACGGCGUACCACCGCCGCUGGUUCGUCCUCAAGGGCAACAUGCUCUUCUACUUCGAGGAGCGGGACGGCCGGGAGCCGAUCGGCGUCAUCGUGCUCGAGGGCUGCACGGUGGAGCUGUGCGAGUCCGCCGAGGAGUUCGCCUUCGCCGUCAAGUUCGACUGCGCCAAGGCGCGGGUGUACAAGCUGGCCGCCGACAGCCAGGCGGCCAUGGAGUCGUGGGUGAAGGCGCUGUCGCGGGCCAGCUUCGACUACAUGAGGCUGGUGGUGAAGGAGCUGGAGAGGCAGCUGGAGGAGAUCCAGGACGCUGCAGGAGCUGGAGGCCAGCAGGCCAGGCCUAAGCCUCAGCGGCGACAUCAGGUGGCACGCUCCAGGUCUGGAGCCUCCUCUUCCUCCUCUUCAUCCUCGUCUUCCCUUUCGUCAUCAUCGAGCGCUCCCUCCAUGACAGCGGUCUGCUCCGCUCCGAGGAGCCUCCAGGACGAGGCGCAGCUCGUCUCCGGGGGCUCCAGGGAGAACGGAGUCGCGUGGAGCAAAGCUCCGGCCGGCGGAUCUGCCGAGGCGGCGCCGUCCUGCGUCUCCUGGGACGGCAGCACGGACUCCGGGAUCGUCUCGGGGUGCGGGCCGGACGAAGGGAGGGCUCCGCCGGUGCCGCCGCGGAGGUUCGGGGCGUCGCUGGAGAGCCCGGUCUCCCCCGACACCGGCUGCUUCUCCAAACUCCACGACUGGUACGGCAGGGAGGUGGAGGAGCUGAGGGCGCAGUGGCUGCAGAGCCAGUGAGCUCCCGGGAGGAGGAAGUUCAGUCAUUCCCGUUGGACCAGUCCGUUGUGUUUUCCCCAAACCUUCCAGACAAAUCAGACUAAAUCAGUUUAAUGUAGCUGGUGUGGGGCGGGGCG